UCGCGAGGGCCGCGAGACGAAACGAGUCGUCAGAGUACUACGAUGGUGCCCAAGGAAGAAGUCAUCGAAGCUGUGAAAGCUUUCCGUAAACUCCGUGAUGUCGAGUUAUCGAAGAAGAAGAAGGCGUCGAUCCUCGAUAGUGACGAUCGAAACGAUCGAUUCGUCCAUCUCCAAUUGACAGUGAAGAAAAUGUCAGCGUCCCAGAGGAUCACGAUGGUACCGUUCAUCUUUCCCCAUUGCCUCGUUCAGGAAGACGAUGAAGUCUGUUUCAUCGUCGGUUGCAGAGAAACCGACAAGGGAAAUAAGAGGGCGGAUCAUGAGCGGUACGCUAACGAGUACAAACAUAAGCUACGGAAACUGGGCAUCGAGAGGGAGAUUCACAUCCUCCCGGUCAUGCAGCUCGAGACGGAGUUUAAGCCAUUCGAGGCGAAGCGAAAACUCUGCCAAGCGUUCGAUCACUUCAUCUGCGACCACAGAAUCCUUUUCCGUAUGCCGCAGUUGCUGGGUACCUCAUUCUUCAAACGCAGGAAGCUCCCCAUCCGAGUGUACAUGAAAGACGAGGAAAAACUCAAGGACAUUAUCGAAGAGGCCAUUCAGAAAACUCUGAUCUACAUCACGCCCGAGGGACCGAAUGUGAGCAUGAAAGUUGGCAACUUGCACGAUCACACCGAUGAGCAAAUCGCCGAGAAUAUACAGUCAAUCCUCGACGUAUUCAUUCCGGAGAGUCUUCCCGGAGGCGAGAGCAACCUGAACUCGAUGCAUCUCGCGUCUUUCGCCGGGCGGUCAGUUCCCUUGUACCUCUCCCUGGCUUCGGCUAAUACGGUCGACCUCUCGGAAGCGGAUAAGAAAUUCAUUGAGAGACAGACUCCUAAAGAAAUCGAAGACACCAUCGACACCAUGCCCGGAGUCAGAGUCAAGGUCCGAAGCGACGGCAAAGUGAUAGCCGUGAAAGAUGACUCCCAGAAAUUGGAAACCGAUGAAUUGCUCGAUUCCGAUUAUUUGGAUGUGUUCCGAGAGCAAGAUUUCGAAGAACAGAGCGAGGCGAGAAAACGUCAUGUCAAGCACAUGGCAAGGAAAGCUCUUCUCAGGAAGGCUGGGAAGCGAUUUGGAUCGAAUAUGCUCAAAUUACCGACCCAUGUUCCUCUACCUAAACCUUCGCUGGGGUCGCUGAACAAGCAACAGAGACUACCGAAACAGAAGAAGCAGAAGAAAGCCGGUGCGGGAGCGAAAAAGGCGCCCGUUCUUGACGCACUCCAAGGUUUCGACGAGACGGAGGCGGCUCCCGUCGAAGAUGAGUGCCCGCAAUUAGUUCCAAUCGACGAGCAGAAGCCGAAGAAACGUCGCUCGAGGAGUUCCGGAGCCACGGAUGGAGAGUUGGCGGUCCCAGAACUCCCGAGAACGGCCGAGAAGAAGGAAAAGGCUCAGCGGAAAUCUACGACGGGCUUCGUACAGAAUGUCAUUCCCGAAAUUCCCAGCAAGAAAGCUCUGAAGAAGAAUCGCAAGAGUGAUUUUGUCGUCGAGCAGUCCCCGAAGAAUAAGAGCCCGAAAUCAUUCAAUAAGCAAGGCAUGACGGUGACCAGGAUCGAGCCUCCCGCCCCGGGAGAUAAAUCCGGGAAGAUCCGGAUAAUCGACACCCCUCGACCCAUUCUGAAAACACCGCGCAAAACUCCAGGCAGUGAGAAACCGAAGAGCGUAACAUUCGACUUCACACCCGAGAACGAUCUGCAGCCGGGGAAGACGGGCACUGCCGGAAAGGAACAGCCGUCAACGCCUCUCGGCAAGGCUGGGAAACGGAAAGUUUCAACCGGUCUUUUCGAUGUGAGUCCCUUGAACAAGAAAGGGAAGAAAGUGGGCAAGUAAUCAGUGGAAAUAAAUGAUAAUUUCCUGCCUGUUGUACC
Molecule: messenger RNA, 1898 nt
Organism: Galendromus occidentalis (western predatory mite)
Lineage: Eukaryota; Metazoa; Arthropoda; Arachnida; Mesostigmata; Phytoseiidae
Product: ribosomal L1 domain-containing protein 1
Exons: 3
Coding region: 43-1860 (605 amino acids)
Source: RefSeq, a predicted model, not a curated record